GUACCAGCAUAGUUAAUUCGCCCUCAUCUAUCUUCUGCCCGUACGUAUCAUGUCAACAAGGAUCACGCCAUUCAACAUGUUCAAAGCCACAAAAGCUUGAUGAAUGGCAUAAAUGAGUGGGGGACUAUUUUCAAAACUACAGAUUGCAAACAAAGCUAAACCUGUGAGCUCAUUGAUAAAUUGAUUGUGCGAGACUGAAUUCAUCUGUUUUGGCUGUCGCACUCAUCAAGGUUGACACCUUGUUUGUAUUCCAGGCUGUAACGUUAGGCUAGCAGCAGUGACUCACCGAAGUUCGUACACUCCAGUCUCAGACACUCACGACACCAGUCAGUCACUGCGGGAUAUCGCGCAGUAGGCCCAGCAGUCAAAUUUUGGACGUACGGCUGCGCUGGCGACACAAGCUGCCCUGAUUAUGUAGGUCUCUGCACAAGGUUCAGCAAAAGUCAGCUGAUUUUAACUUUCCAUGGUGACAUCGUGAAACAGCGGCCUUCCUUGUAGCUUCAUGCCCUGAGGGGAUGAUCACGUCCAGCAACAACAUGGCGGCUACCACGGGCGGGGUCCGGUAUUCCUCCCACACCUACGACAAGGUCACCAAGGCCAAGGUCACGCUGGAAAACUUCUACACCAACCUGUGGUGUCAGAAAGAGGAGAGACUCAACAGACAAAGAAAGUUGGAGGAAUCGAUCUCAGGUCUUUCAGAAGAGGAGAAAAGGGAGAAACGAAACCAGCAUGCACUCAAGGAAACGGAGUUCCUUCGCCUCAAGAGGUCGCGGCUCGGGGUGGACGACUUUGACUCCAUCAAGGUCAUAGGUCGCGGGGCCUUCGGGGAGGUGCGGCUGGUCCAGAAGAAAGACACGGGUCACAUUUACGCCAUGAAGAUUCUCAGGAAGGCCGACAUGCACGAGAAGGAGCAGGUUGCACAUGUGAGGGCAGAGAGGGACAUACUGGUGGAGGCGGACAACCCCUGGGUGGUGAAGAUGUACUACUCCUUCCAGGACCCCCACAACUUAUACUUAAUCAUGGAGUUCCUGCCAGGAGGCGACAUGAUGACGCUGCUCAUGAACAAGGAGACCCUCUCGGAGGAGGCCACUCAGUUCUAUGUGGCCGAGACUGUCCUAGCCAUUCAUUCCAUCCACAAAUUGGGCUUCAUCCAUCGCGAUAUCAAGCCUGAUAAUUUAUUACUGGACCCCAAGGGUCACAUCAAAUUGUCCGAUUUCGGUCUCUGCACGGGCCUGAAGAAGGCGCACCGAACGGACUUCUACCGAGACCUCUCCCGAGCCCACCCCAGGGACUUCUCGAGUGUCAAAGCCAUGGAUUCCAAAGACUCCAAACGUAAGAUGGAGAGCUGGAAGAAAAACCGACGAGCAUUGGCGUACUCUACUGUGGGUACGCCGGACUACAUCGCGCCAGAGGUCUUUGUGCAGACAGGCUAUACCCACGUCUGCGAUUGGUGGUCGCUAGGCGUCAUCAUGUACGAGAUGCUGAUUGGCUACCCGCCGUUCUGCUCGGAGACGCCGCAGGAGACCUACCGCAAGGUCAUGACCUGGCGGGAGACCUUACAGUUUCCCGAGGAGGUGCCGAUAUCAGCUGAAUCAAGGGAUUUGAUUCAGAGGUACUGUUGCGACAGCGAGCACCGAAUCGGCCGCAACGACGUGGAAGAGAUCAAGGCCCAUCCGUUCUUCAAGGGGGUGGACUGGGAGCACAUCCGGGAGCGGCCGGCUGCCAUCCCCAUCUCCGUCAAGAGCUUCGACGACACGUCCAACUUUGAUGAGUUCCCCGACAUCGAGCUCAAGCCGAUUGCGCCCCCUCCCCAGGAAGGGGAGGAGAACUACAAGGACUGGGUCUUUAUCAACUACACGUUCAAGCGCUUUGAGGGCCUGACGCAGAGGGGGGUGCCGCAGAGGAUGCCAGCCCACGCGAUCAUGCGGCAGCUCAACCAGGACAAGGGGCCGUAGCUCAACCCGUCAGCGACUUUGGGGGGGGGGCAUAAAGGCCGGUUCGUGCUUCAGGCGAAUGCGAAAGCAAAGUGAAUUUGACGUCAAAAAACUUUGUCAAAUUUGCAGCGCAAAUAUCUGAUCCAAAAUCGCAAUCGAUCCAAAACUCUUCCCAAGUAUGAACCAGUCUUAAGCCCAGAUUGUUACCAGAUUGUUCCAUUGUGGAGUGUUUUAUUAACUGCAGUGACUUAAGCAACGGAAAGAUGCAAUGUGUAGUUUUGGAGCCCCUCUUCGUGUACCGUCAGAAAUCUGCCCCCGAGAGAAUGUUAGCUAAGCUUAGGUUGCAGCAGGGAUGCCUGUUUUUAGGGCAAAAAGGCUCAUAUCAGGCUUUAGCAUUCAAAAUAUUGGGCUAAUUUCAAACCAUAACAUGGUAUCAUAGGCUUCCCUGGCCUUAGCAAGGUCAAUUCAGGGCUUCUCUGGUCUUACUUUUAGGUUCUGGUGAAGAACUUGACUCGCGUCCUGUAGGCAACAUACCCAGAGCACUAAUUAAAAAAUUGUGAAAUUACUCUUGAGAAAAUUGCUCGGUAUUUUGGCAGACAGAACUGUGGAAGAGUGCCCCAGGUCAGUACUUCACACCAGAUGGUUGGCCAGGGUGCAUGUUAAGUUCUAGAACAUUCUGGAGCUACUUGCGUACUUUUUGUGUCAUUAGGACAUGUGGAGGAAUGUUGGUGAAAAAAUGUUGAUAAGAAGUUCUGGAACAAGUUGAGAUCAGUUCAGCACUUCACACUUUAAUGACAUUUAAUGCUCUGGACAAGCACUGAAACAAUUGGCCAACAUGGAAGUGAAGUUCUAGAACAUUAUGUGCACUUUUCUUUGAUACCAAGGGUUUGUUAAUAACAAAUUUUGCACACACCUGUUGAAACCUUUAAAGCUAGUAUAGUCAUAUACAUUGAAUUCAAUUACCUUGAUCUAAAUACCCUUCAUGUCAUACAUGACCAUUUAAAUCCCCAUAUAAUCAUACAUGGUUCCAAGCAUAGAGGAAAACAAUACUUUUGUUCAAGGAAAUUGCUGAUCAUGUAGGUAGUUUGUAUUUUUUUUUGUGUUGAUUUCUCCAAGUCAGUUCCUUUAUGUCCCUCCAUUCCAUGAAUGGAACAAUCCGUGGUUAACUUAUUUAUUUACUUAACGGAACAGCUCACUGCCCAAAGAGGAACUAGAUUUGUAGUCUGCUUGUGUGUGCGUUGAAGAAAUGUUUUAAACAAAAAGAUAUUUUACAUAUAUAGAGCUAUAAAAGCACUUUCCUUUUUUUGUGCGUAGAUUGUAAAUUUCUUAGUUUCAGAACCAAGGUUUGUUAACAUUGAGAAAGAGUUUGGCUUGGACACGCCUACAUUAGGGUCUUGAAAGUCAUCAGCUAAUAUAUGUAAUUCUUGGUGUAUUCAUUGUAGUUUAUGAACAUUUUAAAAAGUUCACCGUUCUUAAAAAUCAAACCACAUUGCAUAUUCUAACCUCCCCUGUUUUGAAUGAGGCCCUCUGAAGCAUUUGUAUAUCUUGUGUGAUGAGGGUACAGUUUCAUGCUCUGACCACAUACCAGCUUGUGGUUAUCCAUGUCGGCAAGCCACAAGUUCAGCUUCAUGAUCGCAGAUUCGAAUGAGUCAGUUGCACUGUGAAUAGUGCAGGUCUCAAGGAGUGCUGAAUGUUCAGGGCAAAUGGUGUCGAAAGCAUUUGGCUGUGACGCUUGUCAUUCCUGGCACAGUUGUGCAGUGCACGUGUACGUGAGCGGAUUGAAAUCGGCGUUGUAGUCGAGACCAUCACAAGACCCACACAAGACCCCAAGCCCGCAUUCAAGUCUCAAGCUCUUCAAAUAAACUCCAGUGAAAGCAUUCCUUUGCCAUUGUUCACCUUUUUGACUCGUGACUGGUCUUGUGAAAGAUCUUGUGAUGCUCAUGACUGCAACAUUGAUUGUAAGGCAGUGCAGAUCCCACUGACAGCAGUGUAUAAAACUCUGCCUGGCCCAGUUUGGGUCUGUUAAUGGGCUUAACCAGGUAAUGAUUUCUGCUUUCUGUCACCAAGCAGUCUCACUCCAUGGUGGGAGGGGGGGAAGGGUUUGACAAGAUCUGACAGGUGUGAGUCCGUGCAACUUUUCUCCAGUAGUAAACACAACUUGAGGUAACUUCUCUGCCUCGCCACUGCUGCUAGACUGGCCUCAUUGCACGAUGCACUCUUGUCAGUCACAGAGUAGGUGUGCACACAUGCCAGUGGGCAUUACUCGAUUGAGAAGCCAGUCUACUUACUGAGUGCACUUACUUGUAACUGGUGCAGCUGCGGUUAGCACACAGGAUGUGACUCAGUAUUUCCCACUUCCCUCAAAACGGAUGACUCACCUGCCCCAGAAGUGAAUUUGUUGGCUUUGGAAUGAUUGAUUGAAUGGAACAAAAAUUCCAAUUAGUUAUUACAUGUUUGUAAGUGCUUCUUGGGGUUUGUAAAUGGACUCUAGAAGUCAGUGCUUCAGUCUGAAUCCUUACAUCUGAUUUGUGCAAACUCUCUAUCCAUUUUCGUAAGGAAAAAAAAAAUGUGUGUUAAAUUCCUCCAGUAAGCCUUCUCUUGUCCCACUUGUUCUAACCUUUAAGACAGAAAGUUGAGGAAAAGAAUGUUUUAAGUUGAUAAAACAAGCAGGUUUGUGCAGUGCUGAGCUCAGUGAUGACUUUGACCUAGUUGAGAGAGGUCACGUUUGGUAGUUUGACCUGUGACCCUGGUCAGCUGAAGGUGACUUUUGACCUAGAUUGGGGUGAGUCUGUAUUUGGCCUUGAAGCCUGAAUUUCACGAACUACUGUGAUUUUUACUGUAAUGUCAGUGGUUUUUUUUGUACAUUUAUGAACAGAUCUUUGCAAGCAACUAACAGUUAUUCAGAUUGUUGGCAUAUUGGUCUGAAUCUUUGGAGCUUAUAAGGUCCUUCAUGAAGAGUUACUCUUUAAUUUGAAAUUGCUGAGAAACACUUUACAUGAAGACAAUUUAUGCUUGUUCAGCCAUUCAGUUGAGAACAUUUCAUUGGACAGGGCUGAGAUUUGUCAGGACUUUUCCUGAUUUCAGGACUCUCCAAACAGUCUCUUGUAAAAUCUGGAAAAACCCGCGUUUACCAUGACUCUGUUUUUAUGAACAACAAUCCAAGAAAUGGGUAUUUGAAGCAGUGCCUCUCUGCCCGGAGCCGAAGUACACCCCCAAUCGGUGAAAAGAAAGACAGGUGGUUACAUACGGGUUUUGGUACGCGUUCUGCGUGUACGCAAAGACCAUGCAUGCUGGAGUAAAUUAGUUACGUGUACUCAGCGUGCUCCAUGUCAAAUGCGCAUAAUUACAUGUAUAUACUUGCGUGCCUCAUGGCGCACCUCUUGGCGAGCCUAUGUGGUGAGUACCAAAAAAAACCCACCCUCUUUUGUUCCGCUCGGAGCGGAUAGGCAAACACAGAUGUAUGCCCCUUCUGAGGGACCUCAAACCCUCUGGUGAUUAUUUCCGGGAUUUUUCAAUUUCCUCUGAACUCAGCCCUGGUUGGAUGGUCUGAGACGAGAAAAAGAGAAAUAUAUGGUUACGUUGUUGUCAUUUUAAUAGGGAAAUUUGGAUCAGCAGUUUACAUUUCUUGCCUCUGGAAAUGACAAAAGUUACAUAAAUAGACCGGUGAAACACAUUUACAAGUUUAUUGUGUCCAAUCUGGAUAGAUGAGGGCUUAUAAAUAGACUGAUUCAACAAGUGUUCAAGUUUCUUAUUUGAACCAGUUCUUUUGGACGUAUGUGUAAAGUUUCAAGGCAAAUUUUAGGUUGUGGGUAUAACACGGCAGGGAACCAGCUGCAAUGAAUAUGUAUUAUAUAUGGUAGUUUGGCUGGUUACCCGUGCGUUCGGAGUGCUGUGGACUUCUUCAGUUUUCAAUAAUGCUUUUCUUAUGCAUUGCUCAUAGAGGCUUGAACUAAACCACAUCGCCAUGCAGAAUAGCAACGGUGGCAGAACAAUUUUUUUUGGGGGGGGGGCAGAUGUGAAACCGUCAGGCAUUAAUAGACCAAUCCAUUAAGCCCUGCCCCUUUAAAGGACCUCGCAAAAGUAGGGGGCCACUGGUCCUUCCCCACUUCUGCCGCCGGUGCGGAAUUUUCAAUAACCUCUUCUCAUAAAUAAACUUCAUGUUCCCAACUUCCCAUACAUGUAUGAGCACACUUUUGGAUUUCGGCUUUUUAACUAAAUACUGGUUGAAGUUUUGCUUUGUGUUGUGUUUCUGUUUUGCUGAAGAAUUGUUUUUGUUUUCCAAAGUUGAGUUUGCAUUUGUUUCUGCUGCUUAUUUAUUUGCGACUGUGAAUUGAAAUUAACAAUCAAAAUGACUAUGAUUUUUAUGAAAUGUAUAGGAUUGUUUGAAUAGAAGUAACAAAAUAAAAUAUGUGAAAUAUUGUAAGAAAGUAACCCAAAAUGCUUAUGGACUCACUCAUGCAAGGUGUAGAGCACAUGUAUUAAAACAAAAGAGUGACUCUUAUAUUAUGCAGAAUAUGAAA
Messenger RNA from Acanthaster planci (crown-of-thorns starfish), 6454 nucleotides. RefSeq names its product serine/threonine-protein kinase 38-like. Gene Ontology annotation, molecular function: protein serine/threonine kinase activity; ATP binding. Gene Ontology annotation, biological process: protein phosphorylation. NCBI's taxonomy places the organism in Eukaryota, Metazoa, Echinodermata, Asteroidea, Valvatida, Acanthasteridae. The record is from RefSeq and is a predicted model, not a curated record.